ACUCCGUGUAUCUCCCUAAUAAGUGCUUCUAUGGACGCCAAUAAUCCUAUAACCCACAAAAUACUACAGAAUAUUCGUAUUAAUGGGCCAGAUACCCUUGAAUAACUGUUACAUCUCGAAAGAUGUCUCGGCUGAAUCCACGGGUGACCCACGCCUGGAUCAUCGGAGCUGAUAUCUCGUCGCUGGCGGCUGCUGUAUAUCUCAUCCAUGAUGGACACGUACCUGCCGCUCAUAUUCAUAUCAUGGUCGACGAUUCUCAGACAACUGAUGAAGUCGGGUUCAUCUCCUGCUCAAUUGACAGGUGCACGGCACAUCUUCUGUCCAGCAUUAACAACCGUACUCUCCCACAUAAAGAUACCUCGGACGAUAUUGAGACGAAAGUAGCAAAUGCAGGAGUAAAACCGCAGCCGAAGACAUGUUAUUUUGUAAAGCACAGUGGAUGCAAAAUUCGCCGAAUCGAACAACCUGCCAGUCAGCUACGGCUUGCAGAUCGAAAAGGUAUCGUCAAAGUCAUGCUCGGCGAUGCGCGAAGCCUGGAUUCUAAGACCAUCGAAGAUUGUUUCAGGGGAUGUUUCUUCCACUCAGAGCUAUGGCUAUUGCUUUCAACGAGAUUCGCGAUGCAGCCAUGCCAUAGCGCAUUGGAGUUCCAGCGAUGUCUGCGGAAGUACCUCGAAGAAGCUGAGUACUGCCGGAUGGACUCACCUGUGGCUGCUCUACAAGUUACGGAAUCGCUUCGAGAGAUACUGCGGAAUCAUCUAGAAGAGGAGGGAGUCGACUUUUGGCAUAACACCGCGGUACGGGACCUCAAGCUUCUGACCGAGAACUCCUGGACGCGCAUAUCAAUGAUCGAGGCCAAACGAGAGGGAAAGAGCCUCAAAAUAUCAAUAUCAUCGGAGGACAUCGUGCUCGUGGCCCUCGGCUCUGCGAGCUCGGGCUCACUCACUGGUAGUAAUGGAUCUCCCCCGCCUCCAAUACCGGUGAGAGCAGACAGGAUUAUGAAUGCUUCAUGGUCAUUGUGGUUCAGGCUUUGGCAGUAUUCCCCGGAAUUCGGAAAUCCAACCGCGUUCUGUACCCAUUUGUCAGAGUCGAAGGUGGAAGCUUUCACAAUUACACUUCAGGAUGGUGGAGAGAACUUGUAUAGAUAUCUCACGGAGCAAAUGGGAGAAAACUCUUCCCUGGCCAUACCGGACAGCAACUGGUCGUUAUCUAUUUAUCCCUGCCAGCGCCUAACACGGUCUGGAGAGCGAGCAAAGACCUAUACAAUCUGGGGCUAUGGGCUCACACCGGAAAGGUAUGGAAAUUUCAUCCAAAAGCCCAUGUGCCGCUGCGCUGGACAAGAGAUAUUAAGUGAACUGAUAUCGCACCUGGGGUCGGGCUUCGAUAGAGCCCUGUCUACGUCAGUAACUAUACCUCGCUUGAUACCUCUAGCGUCGGCAUCUCUCGUGAGGCGAAGUCGAGUUGACAGACCGCAAACCAUUCCCAAAGGGAUGAAAAACAUAGGACUCAUCGGAAUGUUCUCGGAAGUCGCAGAUGAGACUGUCUGUGGUGUUGAAUAUGGUAUUAGAACUGCCCAGACUGCUGUCUAUGGGCUAAUGGGCCUGCACCAGAGCUUACCAAAGGUUGGGAUUAAUGCUGUAGCGGAGAAACAUGGGAACAGAGAAUGAUACCUGGCAAAAAUUGCACAUGUAUUAAAUCUAGCACUUGCAUUAAUUAUCUCCAGGCUUUUAGUGAUAUCAUGCAUUCAAAGC
Messenger RNA from Aspergillus versicolor CBS 583.65, 1748 nucleotides. RefSeq lists its product as uncharacterized. Gene Ontology annotation, molecular function: oleate hydratase activity; FAD binding. The transcript has 2 exons. Gene Ontology annotation, biological process: fatty acid metabolic process. The record is from RefSeq and is a predicted model, not a curated record. Lineage: Eukaryota; Fungi; Ascomycota; Eurotiomycetes; Eurotiales; Aspergillaceae. The coding region runs from base 123 to 1664 and encodes 513 amino acids.